Messenger RNA from Mytilinidion resinicola, 216 nucleotides. RefSeq lists its product as uncharacterized. The transcript has a single exon. The record is from RefSeq and is a predicted model, not a curated record. Lineage: Eukaryota; Fungi; Ascomycota; Dothideomycetes; Mytilinidiales; Mytilinidiaceae. The annotation marks the transcript as partial.
CUGUUUGAAGAGCAAGGUCUCGAGGGCUUCCUUGAUGUCCCUCAUGGCCAUGCAGCCAUGGCAUACAGCGCCGUCUGCAACGCAGAAGAAGCAGCGAGGCAUGCGAAACUAGCUGCUGAGAUCCUGGCUGUUAAGCUGGCGCCAACAGUUCCGGGUGUGGCGGAGUGGGAGGAGAUGGCUGCUGAUGUGAAGGCGCAUUGGAGUUGGGGGAAGAGG